AUGAUUUCUUUACCCUCCAGCUUUAAGGACUUCUAUGAAAUGGAGCCCCACAAGUUCCAAAAUAAGACGAACGGCAUCACCCCUCGCCGCUGGCUGGUCAUGUGCAAUCCCGGGCUGGCUGAGGUCAUUGCAGAGAGAAUUGGGGAAGACUUCAUUCGUGAUCUUGACCAACUGAAACGUCUCCGGGACUUUGUGAACGAUGAUGCAUUUAUUCGGGAUAUCGCCAAAGUGAAACAGGAGAACAAGCUGAAGUUCGCUGUGCAUUUGGAGGAGCACUACAAGGUGAAGAUCAAUCCCAACUCCAUGUUUGACGUCCAAGUCAAGAGAAUCCAUGAAUACAAGAGACAGCUGCUGAACUGUCUCCACAUCAUCACCUACUACAACCGCAUCAAGAAAGAGCCAAACAAGCAGUGGACUCCAAGGACUAUAAUGAUUGGAGGAAAGGCCGCUCCUGGAUACCACACAGCCAAGAUGAUCAUCCGUCUGAUCACAGCUAUUGGGGAGGUGGUCAACCACGAUCCAGUGGUUGGAGAUCGCCUGAAGGUCAUCUUCUUGGAGAACUAUAGAGUCACACUGGCAGAGAAAGCCAUCCCAGCGUCAGACCUGUCAGAACAAAUCUCUACAGCCGGCACUGAAGCCUCCGGCACUGGCAACAUGAAGUUCAUGCUUAACGGAGCCCUGACCAUUGGCACCAUGGACGGAGCUAAUGUUGAGAUGGCAGAAGAAGCUGGUGACGGCAAUCUCUUCAUCUUUGGCAUGAGAGUGGAAGACGUUGAUGCACUUGACAAGAAAGGAUACCAUGCUGAGGAAUAUUACAACCGGCUGCCGGAGCUAAAGCAGGCCAUUGACCAAAUCGCUAAUGGCUACUUUAGCCCAAAACAGCCAGACCUGUUUAAAGAAAUAGUCAACAUGCUGAUGCAUCAUGACAGGUACAGAAAAACUGAACUAUUUCAUCUAUCUAUCUAUCUAUCUAUCUAUCUAUCUAUCUAUCUAUCUAUCUAUCUAUCUAUCUA
This is a messenger RNA of Cyprinodon variegatus (sheepshead minnow), 1013 nucleotides long. RefSeq names its product glycogen phosphorylase, muscle form-like. Gene Ontology annotation, biological process: glycogen catabolic process. Lineage: Eukaryota; Metazoa; Chordata; Actinopteri; Cyprinodontiformes; Cyprinodontidae. Gene Ontology annotation, cellular component: cytoplasm. The annotation marks the transcript as partial. The transcript is spliced from 7 exons. The record is from RefSeq and is a predicted model, not a curated record. Gene Ontology annotation, molecular function: pyridoxal phosphate binding; glycogen phosphorylase activity.